ACGCCGCACGCGCUCCCCCGCCCGCCCCGGCUGAAGGCGCUGCCACUUGGAGCCGCCCGCUCGCCCGCCCACUCGCCCACCCUCGCCAGCUCUUCUCCGCUGUAACUCCAGGCAAGGCACUCAGCCGCUUUCGCCGCCGCUUUCGCCACCAUGUCUGAGAUCCUGCCCUAUAACGACGACAAAGUGGCCCGCUAUGGCACCGACUCGGAGGUGGGCGACAUCUCCUUCAGCUGCCGGCUCCAGGACACCAACUCCUGGGGCAACCAGUCCAAGCGGCCCCCCAAGUUAGGACAGAUCGGACGAGCCAAGCGAGUGGUCAUCGAAGACGAUCGAAUAGACGAGGUGCUGAAGGGCAUGGCUGGGAAAUCGCCGUCCGGGGUAUAAGUCGGCACCGCGGCGCCUGCGGCAGCUGCAGCGGAUCCCCCGAAUUUUUAAGCACUUUUGGCUGUGCAUGUUUGUUGGGAUUGUGGACAACCAGAAAAGCACGGAAGAAGAUGAGGCUGCUGGCAACACCCUCCACCUCCAACGCGACCCCGGCCCGAAGAGGGAACUGAUGGGGGCCGUCAUCUCCCCCUCCUCCGUCUCCCACGGAGCGCCACGGGACGCCGCGAUCUUGUAACCCCACGUCGUCCCCGUUGCCACGGGACGAUGCCCAAAGGUUAAACGACCCUUCUAGAAAGAGGCCUCCUUUUUCGCGGGGGGGGAGGAAGGGCGGGGGCUGAAUGGCGCUCUUGCGCCUUGAGGAGCUGUCCAUUUCAGCACCGUCGCCGCUCGACGCGCCGAGCCGCCCGCGCCAGCCCCGCUUCCUACGCGCCUGCAGAUGGGGAGCCGUUCAUUUCAGCACCCGCCCCCUCGGAUGCACUGCCUGCGGAACCGUCCACCGCAGCGACUCCUGAGCGCCCGUUCUGGGCUGUUUUGUCUUGUCCCUAGCAUCUUGCCCCUCCCCCCCACUCUUCCGGUUCACAACAGCAGCAGAGUUGAGUCCCCUCUUGGUCUUGAGUGACCCCACGCCACGAUAUGAAGGUGCUGAGCCACAGGAUCGCCUAGUGCUCUUAAUUUUUAAAGGGGGGGGGGUGUCUCCUUUAGCAAUGCACUUUACGCCUUUCACUUGGGGGGGUGGCUGCGUAGCUGACAUCUUGCAUAGGCAUAGAUACCCAGAUACAAAUACCAGACCCACACUCUUCUCUAAAUAUAAUAAGUUUCAUCGUGUUUGUAUAAUAGAUUUGCCACUCAGUAGUUCACAGUGGUAACUGCUUCAUUAUAAUUCACUCCUUUAUACCUUAUCCCGACCUGUAAAAAAAAAAGUGUUUGCAAAAUACCAGCAGUUUGGAAGCAAACCCAAAGCCAGCAGUGCUGAGUGGAAGACAAAGAGAUUCUGAUCUGGAUGGACUAUAGUAUAAAAGACAGUGAUUAUUUUGCUGUCAAGAGACAUUUUUGCUCCAUCUUUUUUGCAUGAGCUUCCUGGUCUCGGUGCCACGUCUUGGUGCCACUAGUCAUCCCACUAUGGCACGCUUCUUUUUAACAGAAACUCUUCAUAUUUGUAUUUUUAUAUCUGAAUAUUUGUUAACAACAAUCUGCUAAUGUCUAAUGUCAAAACGUUGCAUCAAAAGAUUGUUUGUAUUUUUUUUCCAUAAAAAAGAAAGAUAGACAAGAUUUAUAUGGUGGAUUUCUCAUAGGAAGGCAGAUAUAUUGAAAAAGUUGGCUCUCUUAAUUAUAUCAGUAUUGAACAGGACUUCUUGAAUGUGUUUCGCACUCAUUGUUGACAAGAAAUGUAUUUAAUGAAUCUUAUACUGUGGUCAUGGCUUUGUUGAUGGACUUUGUAGGAUCAUGAUGAAUUUAGAAAAAAAAAAUAUUGCACUGUUUAUGAAUGUGUCCAGAUAACUUGCUGGUUAUAUGAUGCCUCUUUCUUAAGAGGGGAUAUUCAGAGCUGUUUUUAAUUUUGUACUUUAAUUUAUUUUUUUUAAGAAGCUUAUUGUCUGUUGUGCAUGGAAAAAAAAACUUUUCAAGAAUAUACAAUGACAUUUUAUGAAGACAAGCAAAAAAAAGAAAAAAAAAGAAAAAAUGUCAUGACAUUCUAGGAAUGACCCAUUGUAAAUUUUAAUGCCAUUUUUCACUGUACUGGAGAACAAAACUCAAUGAAUAAAUACAUACAUGUA
This is a messenger RNA of Candoia aspera, 2156 nucleotides long. It is a transcript of the gene CAMK2N2, whose product is annotated as calcium/calmodulin dependent protein kinase II inhibitor 2. The record is from RefSeq and is a predicted model, not a curated record. Gene Ontology annotation, biological process: negative regulation of protein kinase activity. The coding region runs from base 151 to 384 and encodes 77 amino acids. Gene Ontology annotation, molecular function: calcium-dependent protein kinase inhibitor activity; protein kinase binding. NCBI's taxonomy places the organism in Eukaryota, Metazoa, Chordata, Lepidosauria, Squamata, Candoiidae. The transcript has 2 exons.